CACACACACACGCACAAGCACGCACACAUGCAUAUAAAAAUAUAGAACUGCUGCAUUUCAAGUGCAAAUAAUUUGGCGCAGAUUUGAAGCUAAACUAUUUAACAAAAGCAACCCCUAACAAAAGCGUACUAACGCUUUAUUUUAUGCUUAUACUUUUUUUUUUUUUGGGGCAUUGUUGGUUCAAUAAUUUUGUGGCGCUACUAAAAAUCAAACAAGUUGCGACGCGGCGGCGACGACGACGACGACGACGCUAGGCAACCAACCAAUGCGCAAGCAUGGCAAGUCUAAUGCGGCAUGUGGCAGGGGCGGCGGCGGCGACACAUUGUUGGAGCCGCCGGUAAGCACUUGGACGCAAGCCUGGCGCAUUGCCAGUCUGCAGCCGACACUCGACCAAAGCGCAUACACCAUGUACGGUCGUCUGCCUCAAGCGAGAGAUGCAGGCAACGCUGCUCUGGGCGGCGGCGGCGGCAACGGCAACGGCAGCAGCUCCAAUGCCAACGCAGCGACUUGCGCUAAUCAGGCGCAUGACAAGCUCAAAAUUGGCUACUGCACGGAUCUGGACAAGUCGGUGCUGGUGAAUAAUUUUGAAAAGCGUGGCUGGCAUCAGGUGAACGGCGACGAUGAUUGGCACUUCUACUGGGCGGGCGUGCAGACGUGUCGCAACAUUUUCAGCGUCGACAGCGGCUAUCGCAUGCACGACAAUCAAAUGAUUAAUCAUUUUCCCAAUCACUACGAGCUGUCGCGCAAGGAUUUGCUGGUGAAGAACAUCAAGCGCUAUCGCAAGGAUCUGGAGCGCGACGGCAAUCCGCUGGCGGAGAAAACGGAAUCGAAUAAUUCCAGCGGCACGCGUUAUCUUUAUUUGGACUUUGUGCCCACGACUUUUGUGCUGCCGGCGGAUUACAAUAUGUUUGUCGAAGAGUAUCGCAAGUUUCCGCUGAGCACUUGGAUUAUGAAGCCCUGCGGCAAGUCGCAAGGCGCUGGCAUCUUUCUGAUAAACAAGCUGUCGAAGCUGAAAAAGUGGUCGCGAGAAGCGAAGGGUCCCUUUCAUCCGCAAAUAGCCAAGGAGUCGUAUGUCAUCUCACGCUACAUCGACAAUCCUUUGCUCAUAGGCGGCAAGAAGUUCGAUCUGCGUUUGUACGUGUUGGUCGCAUCCUUUCGCCCACUCAAGGCUUAUCUGUUCAAGCAAGGAUUCUGUCGCUUCUGCACGGUUAAGUACGACACAAGCGUCACCGAGCUGGACAACAUGUAUGUGCAUCUGACCAAUGUCAGUGUGCAGAAACAUGGCGGCGAGUACAAUACGCUGCAUGGCGGCAAAUGGUCGGUGCAGAAUCUGGCGCUUUAUUUGGAAGGCACGCGCGGCAAGGAGGUCACCGAUCGUCUGUUCGGCGCCAUCUCUUGGCUCAUUGUGCACUCGCUGCGCGCCGUCGCUCCAGUCAUGGCCAGCGAUCGACAUUGCUUCGAAUGCUAUGGCUACGAUAUUAUCAUAGACAAUACGCUCAAGCCUUGGCUAGUCGAAGUGAAUGCUUCACCUUCGCUCACCUCCACUACAGUCAACGAUCGCAUACUCAAAUACAAAUUAAUUGACAAUAUCUUGUCGGUGGUGCUGCCGCCAGAUGGCGUGCCAGAUGUACGCUGGCAAAAAGUGCCAAGCGCUGAUGCUUUGGGCAACUUUGAGCUGCUCAUCGAUGAGGAGCUGGCGGCGCAGGAUGAAGCGCAAAAUAGCAACAGCAACAGCAAUGCGCAUAGCAAGACCAGCAAACUGGGCAGCCGCUGGAAGUGACGCAGGUAGACGGCGACUAAGCCGUCCAGCAGUUUUCAAAAUAAAUAAAUGUAAACCUGUGUGCACUCAAAAUAAAAUAGCAACGAUUCGCAGCGUUGAAAAGAA
Molecule: messenger RNA, 1885 nt
Organism: Drosophila busckii
Lineage: Eukaryota; Metazoa; Arthropoda; Insecta; Diptera; Drosophilidae
Gene: TTLL1B
Product: probable tubulin polyglutamylase TTLL1
Exons: 1
Coding region: 266-1780 (504 amino acids)
Biological process (GO): protein polyglutamylation; microtubule cytoskeleton organization
Cellular component (GO): cilium
Molecular function (GO): tubulin binding; tubulin-glutamic acid ligase activity
Source: RefSeq, a predicted model, not a curated record